AUGGGAUUGUCUUUUAGUUCAUUAACCACCUCCAGUGUGAAGGAAUGUGAUGUACCCUUUGGUACAUCAAGCCAUAUGGCAGACCCUGGUCUUCAGGAACUUCUGAUGGGAACCAAUCUCCCUGCUUCAAGGGCCUUCUGGAUCCAUCUAGAAUCUUUGAUUCAUGGAGCCCACAGCAUGCCUUCUCUGCUGGUGCAGAUAGGGUCGGCCAGUCUCAGUGGGGAGCAGAGAGACACACCCUUGUUUGGUGUGCUUGGAAAAUGUAGUUGUGAUUGUACUAAAGCAGAAAAGAAGCUUGGCAUAAAGUCAGAACCUAUUGAGCUGAACAGUUUGGAAAGAAGGAUGAAACAUUCUACCUCAGCUGAAGGCCCAUUGUAUGUGGAAAAGAGUGAAGGGAUGCUGGUACUCACUGCAAAGGGACUGACAUCCUUCCAGGUCACCUUUUUGGAUCUGAAAACCUUAGCGGAAUUCCCUACAAGGAAAGGAACUGAAUACUUUGUUGAGGAAAUCAAAGUCCUUCCCGGAAUCUUUUCACCCCCAAAAACUUAUGAUGAGCAGAGCACAUGGAUCCAGAUGCCUCCAGAGGAGACCUUCCAUCCAUUUGGGCCAGGAAUUGGGUUUGGAUCCAGUCCUCCACUGAAAGUCAUCACAGCAAUCAAAGUGGAGCAGACUUUCCCAAGCCUGACUGACCACCAAACCAGUAAACCAAGCCUAAUGCCAUCCAGCAGACAUGAAAGAAAUGACCCUAAGAUGGACAAGUAAAGACUGAAAGACUCUUUUCAAUCCCAGAAGACAGCUGUAAAGACUAUGGGGGAGGGUGGAAAGUGAUUAUAAGGUUUUCUUUCUUUGCUCCUUCACAGAAAUUCAUUGUAAAGUUUUCUUUCUUGUCUCAUUUACAUUGUAAUCAGUUUAAUGUAUUCAUGUAAAAAUUGUAUUUGAGAAUGGCUAGCACAGCACAUUCUGAACACCUGAUAUUUCUAUCUGGUGGAAGGGAGAUUUGUCCCAAAUGUCUAUAUUUUCAGUAUUGUAGCAGC
Thamnophis sirtalis is the source of this 1034-nucleotide messenger RNA. NCBI's taxonomy places the organism in Eukaryota, Metazoa, Chordata, Lepidosauria, Squamata, Natricidae. The record is from RefSeq and is a predicted model, not a curated record.